Aspergillus vadensis CBS 113365 is the source of this 1166-nucleotide messenger RNA. RefSeq lists its product as uncharacterized. The record is from RefSeq and is a predicted model, not a curated record. The coding region runs from base 443 to 964 and encodes 173 amino acids. Lineage: Eukaryota; Fungi; Ascomycota; Eurotiomycetes; Eurotiales; Aspergillaceae. The transcript has a single exon.
CAGCAGGUCAAUUUGACCAUCUGACACUCGGGUUCAUUCAGUUCGACAUUUUGCCGCGUCUGGAAGAAUAAUUCUCAGUUCCAUAAGUGAAGUGACGCGUGAUAUACCCUCUCACUUUUCCGGUCCCUCGCCAGGAUGGCCAGUUGCGCUGAAUCGGAAAGCGAAUGUUUCUGAUCCGUGGUCGCGCUAGUCCAGACACUUGAUACAUCCCUUGGCUGGCAUUUGCGAUCCUGAAAUAAUGCUCACAUACACGAGGUCCAAGAGUUGGAUUAAAUAGCCCGACCGUGCCCUAGACACGGCCACAUACCGACCGCGAGCGGAGAAGAAACACAACAUUCCUCAGGCUCUACUUAAUGGCUCGUGUCUCCCCACGAUAACGAGCAGAAUAUCUGCUCCCUGACGUCUUCCAAAAUUACACCAAAUCUCUCAUUAUCCACCAGUCAUGCGUGUGGUUGCCAUUGUCACCGCGCUCGUCUCCCUUGGUACCCUGGCAGCCGCCCAGGCUGUCCGGCGCGGAGGGCCCGAUGAGUUCACUGCCCUCGGCUGCCCCGACACCACCAAGCCGGAGGCCUCCCAGGCCGAACAGCUGGCCGCCUGGGACGACUUCACCAAUCUGCUCUAUACCGAGAAGCGCCUCACAGACGCCUUCACGAAAUAUGUCGCGACUGGUUACAUCAAUCAUUCGCCUCUGGUGACUGGGAAUGGCAUCGACACUACUCUGGGCGAGUUGUCCGCUAUCGUCCCCAAUGUGGAAUCUCAGCUACAGCGUGCGUUUGUCGGAUGGGAUAAGAACGGCACUGCAUAUGGAACUGCUCAUACCAAAGUCAUUGGAAAUGCGACCAUGGGGAUCCCCAAUUCGGCCUUGGUGGACAUGAUCCGCAUGGUGGGUACGUGCUUGGUGGAACAUUAUGACGUGCAGCAAGCCGUGGAUGGCACUGCGCCGAAUCCCAUCGCUUUCUUCUAAAGGCCUGAGCUACAUGUAUUGCGUCGGUGAAACCAUUGAGAUUACGAGACUCGACUGCAAAUACAAGUUUCUGUACGAUUAUAUUCAGGGUGGCACAUGUGAAAGAGGACAUUGGGAACGUGGAAGGAAUGUCAUGUAUCAUAGGAUUUUCUACUAAUCUCUGCUCCUACAUCAUAUAUUAUUUGAGAUGUAUCCACUGCAU